Molecule: messenger RNA, 1428 nt
Organism: Symbiodinium sp. CCMP2592
Lineage: Eukaryota; Dinophyceae; Suessiales; Symbiodiniaceae
Source: the annotation of a GenBank genome assembly
AUGUCGAAGAAGGCUGCACCGAGCCCAUCAAUGGCUGCUGACAACUUGCGGAAGAACCAGAAGAACCCGAACCAUCCGGCGUACUGGCAAUCCCGAGGACAUGCAUCACGGCCAGCAGAUUUUCAACAGGUCAUUGAUCAGAGGCGCGAAGCAGGCCAACGCGAAGCCGAGCUCAACCGACGUGUCCAUGAGACCCGUGCCACAGCUUCAGCUAUCGGCCGAGACACACGUAAGGUCGAGGCGGCUGUGAAAGAGGCAUGUGGGCCGCAGGCGAGGGUGGAGAAGGGUGGCUCGCGCCACAAGCGCACGAACCUGGCCGGUUCCGACCUGGACUUGAAAGUGGUGUUGCUGGGGAACCAACCCAUGACAACGAAGGAUCGCGAGAAGCUAACAGGAUGCCUGGACGAGCGCUUUGGCAGUCAAUGUGUAGACACAUCAAAUCCACGUAUCCACAUCCUUGAAGGCGAGGCUUGCGCCAUCGACGUGGUGCCCGCGCAGUCUACGUAUGCCUCACAAGGCUUCCACGCUGGAUUGCCCAAGAACGGCUUUCAGCAGAAUGGAAAGGCCCAGAAGGCAGUGCGCGAAACGAAGCUUGAGGCCAUGAAGCAGGGCAUCAAGCUGCGGGGAUACGAUGUUGAAAAGGAGGUGCUUCAGCAGCAGCAGACACAUCCUGGAGAAGAGUGGUUUCAGACAUCGGCCAGCGCAUACCUCCAGACGAAGGUGGAGGAGAUGGUGGCUUUGCAGCCCGUGAUGCUCUUCUCCAAGUCGUGGUGCCCCUUCUGCACCAAGGCGAAGGAGGCGAUGAAGCAGCAGGGCAUUCGCUUUGCUACAUGUGAGUUGGACACCCUUGGUGAAGAAGUCGAGGCAGAGAUUCAAGACAUCUUGCUCGGAAUCACUGGAGCGCGGACGGUACCCCGCGUCUUCGUGGGUGGUAAAUGCAUUGGUGGAGGCACAGAUACCGAGAAGCUUGCCGCAGACGGCUCGUUGAAGACGAUGGUAGAUGAAGCCAUGGAAACCUACAAAGACAAAGUCACCGGUGCAGUCUCGUUCCAGCUCCAGAAGAGCGACGAGGAGUGGCAGUCGGAGCUCGGCACAGAGAAGUUCCGCAUCCUCCGCCGACGAGGCACCGAACGCCCUGGGUCACACAAGUACGACAAGUUCUUGCCAGAGGCUGGCCACUUCUCCUGCGCGGGCUGUGGCCUUCCGCUGUACUCCGCCUCCUCCAAAUUCGCAUCAACCUGCGGGUGGCCGGUGUUUGACAAAUGCUACUCCUCGGAGGAUCUUGGCCAGCAUGUGGUGGGGCAACCAGAUGGGAGCGGCGCGCUGGAGAUCGUGUGCACACGUUGCGGCUCCCACCUGGGACACGUCUUCUACGACAGCGUUACAGAGGAUCUGAAGGAGGAGAAGAUGAACAUCCUGCCGCAGUAG